Pestalotiopsis fici W106-1 is the source of this 831-nucleotide messenger RNA. RefSeq lists its product as uncharacterized. The record is from RefSeq and is a predicted model, not a curated record. The transcript is spliced from 2 exons. Gene Ontology annotation, molecular function: zinc ion binding; transcription cis-regulatory region binding; DNA-binding transcription factor activity, RNA polymerase II-specific. Gene Ontology annotation, biological process: regulation of DNA-templated transcription. Lineage: Eukaryota; Fungi; Ascomycota; Sordariomycetes; Amphisphaeriales; Sporocadaceae. Gene Ontology annotation, cellular component: nucleus. Bases 1 to 831 code for a protein of 276 amino acids.
AUGUCAUUCUCAAAUUUCUUUCAAUAUUCGGAUCAGACUGCGUCUUCUGCUUUGGCGCAGAAGAAGCGCCAAGCUUGUGAACGAUGUCGCAGCCAGAAGCUUAAGUGCAUUCGCAACGAGGGCAUUCCAAACCAGCCUUGCUUCCGCUGUACCGAUGCCCGGGUCGAUUGCAUCACAAAUACGCAGCGAAGGAUAGGUCGCCCUGCAAAACCUCGUGGCGAACAUCAACAAGACUCCAACAGAAGGACAGACGCGGGUAACGGAAGCCAAUAUACCUCAGCAGAAGUCCCGGACGAUGUAUCUUGGAAUAUGGAUGACUUUGGAUUUAACUCCCUCAUAUCCUUUCCACACGGAAGUACAGCUGUUGAUUAUGACUCAGCACCAUCAUUGGACACUUUCCAUUCUGAGACCAGACAGAUACCUUUCCAGCAAGCGGAGAACUAUUUUGGAAUGGUUGCAGAAGAUAGGGAAACCGGAUUAGUCUCGAGUUCCAGCGGAAACCUGGAGUCCCAAUUACUUCGACUACAGCAACAGCUCACAAAGCUAGUAAAUGAAAUGCAGACAAAACACUGGAGUAUCACGGCCUCAAUGGCGCUCAAGUACCAAAUGGAGGACUACGAUAUUAUCAAAGACGCUCAAAUGGAUGGGCCCAGCUUCAACCCGCUCGCUGCUACAUUCCAAUCAAUUUCGAUAUUUGUUCAUCUUUUGGACGAAACAGUGGUUACCAUCUUCUCUCAGCAAUCUGCAGCAGUUUCCAAUCGGUCAGGCUGGGUCAAGAGCCAAUACGUUCUCGCACGUCUUAGAUCAGUGCUCACGGAACCCGGACAUUAA